AUGCGACAGAGAAUCAGAAACACCAGCACAUGUGCUUGGAAAAUGCCCGAACAACUCCCUCCUCAUAACGCGCCGUCACACCACAAAGUCAAACAUGAACUGAUGAGGCUCCUUAAAGAGAGAGAUUACGCCUGUUUCGAGGAAGUAUAUUGUAUAGAUACGAAUGGAUCCACCCGAUAUGCCGACAUUGUAGACGAGAAAGUCGGCGAUGAUUUUGGAUCCUACCGUGAGUUAAAAGUUCCUCGAGAAUUUCGGGCCGAGAGAGUUCCACGUGAGAGGCCUUUGGUUCGGAGCUCGCGGAACGAUACCAGACCCAACAAGGAGCUUCAUGGAGGGCCUUGGUGUCGACAUAAAGGACGUGGCAAGGCCAACAAUACCCGCGAUAAGGCUACUCCUCUUCCGCGGGACCCUAUUUACCUACCGGCUCCAUGGGACUUCUUUUUAAAUAGGAUCUGA
Nezara viridula (southern green stink bug) is the source of this 456-nucleotide messenger RNA. The record is from the annotation of a GenBank genome assembly. Lineage: Eukaryota; Metazoa; Arthropoda; Insecta; Hemiptera; Pentatomidae.